Messenger RNA from Telopea speciosissima, 814 nucleotides. RefSeq names its product transcription factor bHLH7. Bases 85 to 756 code for a protein of 223 amino acids. The transcript has a single exon. Lineage: Eukaryota; Viridiplantae; Streptophyta; Magnoliopsida; Proteales; Proteaceae. Gene Ontology annotation, biological process: regulation of DNA-templated transcription. The record is from RefSeq and is a predicted model, not a curated record. Gene Ontology annotation, molecular function: DNA-binding transcription factor activity; protein dimerization activity.
GACAAUCUCAAAACACCAAAGUUGGAGACGUUCAAUGAAGAAGAUAGGUUCAAUUUCAGAUCUCAAGUCUCCCAUCGAGCUUUGAUGCUUUGCAAUUCUUCAUCCUUUCGUGGUUUACCUGUUCAACCUCCUCUCAACCAGGUCUCUGCUCAGGAAAACCAAUACGUUCCCUAUAAUUUUCAUCUCCGUGACGAUUUUCCUGUGGUGGAACCUCAUAGGAGAAAUCUCCGGCCAUCGUCGUCAUCAACCGGUUCCUGGACUAUGGAGGGAGUCAUGAAGAACAUGAAUCUCCCAAACCCUGCCUCCUUCGCUGCACGUCAGCCUCAAAAAGCUGAAGUGGUACGGCCGUUGAUGCCUCAAAACAUGCUGGCUCGUAUGCGACGCAAGAAGAUAAGCGAAAAAACUCAGUGUCUGCAGAAGCUUUUGCCGUGGGAAAAGAAGAUGGACAUUGCUACAAUGUUGGGAGAGGCGUACAAAUACAUCAAGUUCCUCAAGGCGCAACUUAGCAUGCUGGAGUCGAUGCCAUGUGAGUCGAGUUUAACCUUUCAGACGCCUGCAAAUGUCGGUGAAUUUGCUGGGUUGGACAGGCUGAACCGACAGCAACUGCUACAGGUGCUGGUGAACUCCCCAGUGGCUCAGACCUUGCUGUAUUCCAAAGGAUUUUGUGUUGUCUCGUUUGAGCAACUGCUUUUACUGAAGCAGAUCGCUGAUCAGACUAGGGUUCUUCCACAACAGGCAUUGUUUUUAGGCCAUUAAAGAGAUCAAUCCCCGGUACUUUAAUGCCAUAGUUUUCUUAGUCUCUUUUCUCCUCUUA